This is a messenger RNA of Lingula anatina, 1082 nucleotides long. RefSeq lists its product as uncharacterized. Gene Ontology annotation, biological process: DNA replication checkpoint signaling; replication fork arrest; replication fork processing. NCBI's taxonomy places the organism in Eukaryota, Metazoa, Brachiopoda, Lingulata, Lingulida, Lingulidae. Gene Ontology annotation, molecular function: DNA binding. The record is from RefSeq and is a predicted model, not a curated record. Gene Ontology annotation, cellular component: replication fork protection complex; nucleus.
AUGGAUGAUGAUUUUGUGUCAAGGAACUAUGAUAGUGGUGAUGAAGACGAUUCUAAAAAUAAAAAGGCUGCUGAUGAAGUGGAAGACAUGGAUGCAGAAGAAGCAUUUGAUGAAAUGAUGAGGCAAGAAGCAGCAAAGAAGCAGACUGCAAUGGAGUCUCCUCCAUCACAUUUAUCAGAUGGAGCAGUAAGCCCCGUUAGGCAAAAUGAUAGGCCACUGUCAACACCAUCUUCAAAGUCCAUGACUUGUGAACAGCUUGCUAGAAUGGAAAGGAACAAGCAACUCGCAAAGGAGAGAAGAAUGAGCAAAUUGAAGAACAAGGACUCGGCACCACAAUCAGAUCAACAGCAGCAACAUGUAGAAGAAAAUCAAUCAAACCCCUCCACUAACAUGUCAGAAAGUGUCCAAAAGCCUGCAAGUGAAGACAAUGCUGAUACAAGUAUUGAUCCAACCAAAUCACAGACAUUUGAAGACUUGGCAGAUGAUGAUGAUGACUUUCCAACAGAAAAUGAAAUUUUAUUAAGUUGUGGUGAUGUUUUGAAAAAUCAACAAGUGGAAGAAAAGAAUUCUGUGACAGAGGUCAACGACAAAGAGGCAUCACUGGAAAAGCCACAGACUGGGACAGACCAACAGACAGAAGAGGAGAUACUCGCGAGUCUUGAAGAAGAUGAAAAUGCAAUAAAUGAUAUACAAUCUAGUAUUCCAAAAUCUUCAACAGACAAUGAAAAUGAAGAGACAGAACAUAAAAAUAGAGCCACUUUAAAGGACACCACAAAUGUAGACCUUGAAACAGGUGUCGUUGUUUAAUAUUCAGAGGACUUUAAUAUACAUGCAUUGCUCAGUUCCAUACAAUUCUAAGAAAUUCAUCGUUUGUUACACAGUAAAUGAGAGUAUGUUUUACUUAUACUAUUUUGUUAUGUAAAUCAGACUUGUUAAAAUCUGAAUCUUUUACAAUCACAUUUGUAUCAUACCAUUAAUAUAAGUGGUACACACAAAAAAUUAAAGUACAAAUAUCACAUAUAUUUAAUACAUUGACAGUCUAAGCCCAAUGAUACCUUUCUUUUCAAAUUGCUUAAAUUAGU